Molecule: messenger RNA, 1635 nt
Organism: Lingula anatina
Lineage: Eukaryota; Metazoa; Brachiopoda; Lingulata; Lingulida; Lingulidae
Product: sulfotransferase 1C2
Molecular function (GO): sulfotransferase activity
Source: RefSeq, a predicted model, not a curated record
ACUGACGAAGUACAGUAAGUAGAUGCUUUGAUUUUUGAAGUAAUAAGAAGCGGUGCAAUAUUUACCGGACAGCAAUUAGCGGCUAUUAAUGCCAUCACGCCUAAAUGCACACGCUUCCUGAAUAAGACGGUCGCCCCCUGCCAGGUUGAGAGAUCGGGACACGCUCUCCUGCCACGCGACUGGCUAAAUAUCCAUUGUUAAACGAUCCUCCUACUUCCAUUGUUCAAAAAGUGGGCGGUAGGCUUGGUCACGGUGAAGAGUAACCGUGUCCGUAGACACGAUCACGGUAGUGAGAACAGAUUAAAAAGCCUAGCUGUACACACGUGAACACACACACACAUAAGCUGUUAUGUUAUCAAGGGUCAAAUAAUUAAGAACGCGGCGCCAACUUAUCAGGAGGUAGACCACUUUUAAAUAGGCCAUCGCGUAACAGUGUUCAGAAGAAGAGAAGUGGAAUAGUCGGUGGUAAAAGUAUGUCUGAUUUCGAUGUAAAAUCCUUCACCAUUCCAGGUCAGUAUUAUCUGGAUGGGGUGCUGCUAGGGAGUUACAAUCCGCCGGAUGGUAUGAAAGCGCUGAGAGAAUUCGAUUUGUUCGAGGAUGACUGCAUAGUUGCAGCGUAUCCCAAAUCAGGUCAAACGUGGACGUUGGAGUUGGUCUACCUAGUCUUACACCACGGGACAGCUUACGAGAGAGAGAAUACAGCACGUGAUAUGCGCACUCCUUGGAUAGAAUGGGGGCCGGUAGAUGAAGAGAGGUUACGAAAUAUCAGCAACAUACCAAGGCCACGUGUUUUCAAAACGCACGCGAUAGCCAAACAUCUUCCAGUGCAACUGCGAGAGAAAAAUGUCAAAAUGGUCUUCGUAUUUCGGAAUCCCAAGGACGUCGCAGUAUCGUAUUAUCACUUUUAUCGUAUGAAUGCUGUUCUUAGUCGCUUUCCAGGCACGUGGUCUCAGUUCUACGAGAUGUUUAUGGCGGGAAAUGUAGCCCAUGGCUCGUGGUUCGAUUACGUGCAAGAGUAUUGGCGGGAAUUUAAGGAUGACAAAAACGUAUUGUUUUUGUACUACGAAGACAUGGUGAAGGAUCAUGCAGGUUCAGUUCGGAAGAUUGCCAACUUCCUCGGUAGAAAUCUUAGAGAUGAUGUAGUUGAGGAUAUUGUCAAGCGCACUUCCUUCAAAACUAUGAAGGAUAAUUUCGCAACCCGUGCUCACAAAAUCCCAUUUUUCGAUGAAAACAUAUCUCCGUUUUUCCGCAAAGGCAACGUGGGUGAUUGGAAAAAUCACUUCACCGUGCGACAAAACGAAGAUUUUGAUAGGGUGUACGCGGAGAAAGUUGCGGAAAGCGGCUUUUGCAUUGACUUUGGGGAAUAAAUGUAUUAAUAUUAUUUAAGCUAUUCUUGUCUGAGGAAAAAAUAUAUUCUGCAUUGUGCAUGCGUGUUUGAAACAACUUUGAAGUGAAGGACAGACCAUUUAGAAAGAAGGACACUUAUCCCCCUGCGCUUCCUGCUCUGAUGAUAUAGUUCAUUGAAAUAUAUUGCUUAUAUACUAGACAAUAUGUUCUGUAAUACUGAAGUAAAUAAUUAUACAUAUUAACCCUCUGGUGGAAAGAUUUUUGAUAAAAUUAAAGUGCUAGUAUUUU